UCAGACCCUCCAGGCGACCUGCCACUCAGAAGUGGUGAAGGACCCUUCCUGGUCUCAGGCUUCCGGGUUGACUUUGAAGAGGAGCCUGCGUCAGCGGUUUUGGUGCUGGGCUGAAAUUGCUGCUGCAGGGAGCUGAGCGGACAGCAUUCCCGAGCUGGGAAACCACAACAUGCCAAUCAGACCCUCCAGGCGACCUGCCACUCAGAAGUGGUGAAGGACCCUUCCUGGUCUCAGGCUUCCGGGUUGACUUUGAAGAGGAGCCUGCGUCAGCGGUUUUGGUGCUGGGCUGAAAUUGCUGCUGCAGGGAGCUGAGCGGACAGCAUUCCCGAGCUGGGAAACCACAACAUGCCAAUCAGACCCUCCAGGCGACCUGCCACUCAGAAGUGGUGAAGGACCCUUCCUGGUCUCAGGCUUCCGGGUUGACUUUGAAGAGGAGCCUGCGUCAGCGGUUUUGGUGCUGGGCUGAAAUUGCUGCUGCAGGGAGCUGAGCGGACAGCAUUCCCGAGCUGGGAAACCACAACAUGCCAAUCAGACCCUCCAGGCGACCUGCCACUCAGAAGUGGUGAAGGACCCUUCCUGGUCUCAGGCUUCCGGGUUGACUUUGAAGAGGAGCCUGCGUCAGCGGUUUUGGUGCUGGGCUGAAAUUGCUGCUGCAGGGAGCUGAGCGGACAGCAUUCCCGAGCUGGGAAACCACAACAUGCCAAUCAGACCCUCCAGGCGACCUGCCACUCAGAAGUGGUGAAGGACCCUUCCUGGUCUCAGGCUUCCGGGUUGACUUUGAAGAGGAGCCUGCGUCAGCGGUUUUGGUGCUGGGCUGAAAUUGCUGCUGCAGGGAGCUGAGCGGACAGCAUUCCCGAGCUGGGAAACCACAACAUGACUGCAGUGACCUAUGAUGAUGUGCACAUCAACUUCACUCGGGAAGAGUGGGCUUUGCUGGAUCCUUCCCAGAAGGAGCUCUACGAGGAUGUGAUGCUGGAGACCUACAGGAACCUCAGGAGUAUAGGUUACAGUUGGGAAGAUCAUAACAUUGAAGAAAAUUAUCAAAUUUCUAGAAGACAAAAGAGGAACUAUAGAAACCAAACUGGAGAGAAACCUGAAUACACUCAAUGUGCUGAAGCCUUUGCAUAUGGCUAUCAUCUUCAAAAACAUGAAAAACCACAUACUAGAGAGAAACCCUAUAAAUGUAAUCAGUGUGGUAAAGCCUUUGCAUUUCGUAGUAAUCUUCAAAACCACGAAAGAACACAUACUGGAGAGAAACUGUAUGAAUGUAAUCUGUGUGGUAAAGCCUUUGCAUUUCCUAGUAAUCUUCAAAACCACAAAAGAACACAUACUGGAGAGAAACCCUAUAAAUGUAAUCAGUGUGGUAAAGCCUUUGCAUUUCGUAGCAAUCUUCAAAACCACGAAAGAACCCAUACUGGAGAGAAACUGUAUGACUGUAAUCUGUGUGGUAAAGCCUUUGCAACUAAAUGUGAUCUUCAAAGUCAUAAAAGAACACAUCCUGGAAAGAAACCCUAUGAAUGUAAUCAGUGUGGUAAAGCCUUUGCACGUUGCAAUUCUCUUAAAAUUCAUGAAAGAACACAUACUGGAGAAAAACCCUAUACAUGUAAUCAGUGUGGUAAAGCCUUUGCACAUCACAAUUCUCUUAAAAGUCAUAAAAGAACACAUACUGGAGAAAAACCCUAUACAUGUAAUCUGUGUGGUAAAGCAUUUGAAGUUCAACAUACACUUAAAAUCCAUAAUGAAAUACAUACUAAAGAAAAACCCUAUGACUGUAGUCUGUGUGGUAAAAGGUUUCAUUAUCACAGUCGUCUUCGAACGCAUGAAAGAACCCAUACUGGGGAGAAACCCCAUGAAUGUAAUCUGUGUGGUAAAGCCUUUACACGCCUUAGUCAUCUUCAGAGUCAUAAAAGAACACAUACUGGAGAGAAACCCUAUGAAUGUAAUCAGUGUGGUAAAGCCCUUUCUUGUCAAAGCUCUCUUCGAAGGCAUAAAAGAAUACAUACUGGAGAGAAACCCUAUGAAUGUAAUCUGUGUGGUAAAGCUUUUAGACAUCCUUCUUUUCUUCGACGUCAUGAAAGAACACAUACUGGAGAGAAACACUAUGAAUGUGAUCAGUGUGGUAGACCCUUUGCAUAUAAAUUUAAUCUUAAAAUUCAUAAGAGAAUACAUACUGGAGAGAAACCCCAUGAAUGUAAUCUCUGUGGUAAAGCUUUUUCACUUCCAUAUAGGCUUAAAGUCCAUAAAAGAACACAUAUUGGAAAAACACCCUAUGAGUGUAGUCUGUGUGGUAAAAUGUUUCAUUAUCACAGGCAUCUUCAAAUGCAUGAAGGAACACAUAUUGGAAAGAAACCCUAUGAAUGUAAUCUAUGUGGUAAACCUUUUGGACGUCUUAGUCAUCUUCAGCGUCAUGAAAGAACACAUACUGGAGAGAAACCCUAUAAAUUUAAUCAGUGAGGUAAAGCCUUUUCUUGUCAAAGCUCUCUUCUAAAGCAUAAAAGAACACAUAACUGGAGAGAAACCUUAUGAGGAAAGAAGUGUGGUAAAGCCUUUGCAUGUCAUAGUUCUCUUCAAGAUCAGGAGGGAACACAUACUGGAGAGAAAUCCCAUGAAUGUAAUCCAUGUGGUAAAGUCUUUGCAUGUCAAAGUGUUCUUGGAAUGCAUUAAAAAACACACACACACACACACAUAGUGGAGCCAAAGCCUAUGAAUGUAAUGUGUGUCUUACAGUCUUUGCAAAUAACAGUCAUCUUCAAUGGCAUAAAAGAACAAAUACUGGAGAGAAACCCUCGGAAUGUUAUCAGUGUGGUAAAGCCUUUACACGCUUCUUCAAAUGCAUAAAAGGACUCAUACUUGAGUGAAACUGAAUGCAGUCAGUGUGGUGAAGCCUUUACUGAUCACAGUUAUAUUCAAAGGCAUAAACGAACUCAGUCUGGAGGAAAAACUUUCUAAUCAAUGUGGUUAAUCCUUUGUAUCAUAAUAGUCAUCUUCAAUUGCGUAAAAGAACACAUACUUGAGAGAAAUCUUAUGCAGUCUUCAAAAUCAUGAGAAAAAGUCAUCCAAUUUUGAAACUCCAUAAAUGUCCUCAGUUUUAAAAAGUUUUUCAGCCAUAAAAUUUUUGUGUACAUUCAAUUUGAUAUCGACUUUGCAUAUUAAAAUUGUCAUUGUUACCUAGAAAGGAUACUGAUGUCUAUUUAUUGUAAAGUAUUUGGUAAGAUCUUUAGCCAAUAUUCUUACUGUGCUAAUAUUUUGUUUGUGCUUUAACAUGUAAAACUUACCUGAAGGUCAGAGUGCUGUGAUAGGCUAUAGUUAGCCAGAGAGUGCAGGCAGUGGUGACACGCAUCUUUAAUUCCAGCAGUCAAGAGGCAGGGGCAGGUGGUUCUCUGUGAUUUCUAGGCCACCUUGGAUACACUAGAUUGACCGCUCUAAAAGAGAAACAACAAGGCAGUUGUGGCUCACAUAUUUAAUAUUGGAAUUUGUAAACCAUGUGCCAUUAAUUCUAGCACUUGGGAGGUGGAAACAGGAUGGUAUAUGGCUUGGCAGAGAGAAGAACAUAAGGCAGGAGGAGAAAGGAGAUCAGCCCAUUAAGACUGAGGAUUUGUAGAGACAGGGUCUUCCCCACUUUGUUCUGAGGAUUUGGUAAAGGUAAAUAAUUUCUCUGUGGCUUGCCCCCUUUUUUAAAUAUUUAUUUAGUAUGUAUACAAUAUAUCUGUAUGCCUGCAGGCCAGAAGAAGGCAUUAUAGAUGGUUGUGAGCUACCAUGUGGUUGCUGGGAAUUGAACUCAGGACCUUUGGAAGAGCAGGCAAUGCUCUUAACCUCUGAGCCAUCUCUCCAGCCCCUGUGGCUUGCCCCUUUAUUUCUGUGAUCUUUCAGCAUUUACCCUGAUAUCUGAGUCCAGGUUUAUAUUACUAAGACUAGAAAUUGUGCUACAACUUACAAGCAGUCAAGCAACAGUAAUUUUUCUCUAGAAAUAAAUUGACAGUGUCAACAAUCUCUUCAAGGAUUAUGAUGUCCGUUUUUGUAUUGUGUGCACUGUGAAACACAUAGGAAAAAUGAAUUCAUGAAUUUUUGAUACCUUAUGUGUAGGCUAAAAGGUUAGCCAUGGGAAUACAUUCUGACCUUGAAACCAGGGCCAAGCAAACUUGCUUUGCCCCUGAAUCCAGAGCCAGUAAAAGAAUCACACUCUACCUUUGACCAACUGAACACAAAGUCACUCCGUAUGCUUGAAACCAACCAAUCCCUGAUCAUGAAAUCUAGCCAAUCUCUUUUUUUAAUUGAGCAAUUUAUGUCUGACCGAUUCCCACCCUGAAAAUCUUAUCCAUGGAAAAUCUCUGCCAUAAGCAACUCUAUAUCAGCCCUCUGGUUGUUGAGUUAGCAGCUGCCCUUUUCUACACUUGGAGAGGCAGUCACUCUCCUGGAUUCCUCCCUCUCAAAUAAAUCUCUUGAGUGAGUUUUGAGUAAAGACCUGUCUCUGGAGUUUAUUCUUCCAAAAGAGAGUCCCUGACUGAUGGGUUGACCUCAUGACAAAAAUGGCUGAGUAAUUGCUGUAUAAUGUUGUGGUUUAUAGCACUACCUUGAUGUGGGAGUGGUUUCUUUCUAAUCUGUUGCUUUUAUUGGUUAAUUAAUAAACUGCUUGGCCCUGAUAGGACAGAAAAUUAGGUAGGCGGAGUAGACAGAACAGAAGGCUGGGAGAAAGAAGCUGAGUCAAGGAGUCGCCAUAAUUCUCCCACUCCAGGCAGACACAGGUUAAGAUCUUUCCUGGUAAGCCAGCUUGUGGGCUACACAGAUUAUUAAAAAUGGGUUAGAUCAAUAUGUAAGAGCUAGCGAAUAAGAGGCUGGAACUAAUGAGCCAAGCAGUGUGUAAAAGAAUACAGUUUCUGUGUAAUUAUUUUGGGUAAAGCUUGCCGGGUGGCGGGACGCAGCCCGCUGCUCCUACUACACUACCUUAUCUUAUCAUAUCUAUAUCCUACCUUUUGCUUUUCAAAGUAGAUUCAAUCUACCCUUUUAUGCCAUUGUAUCUUAUCCUACUUUUUCUUUUUAAAACAAGAACCCUCAAUCUAAUCAACUUUAUUUAACUCUUCUUCUGAUUGUAACCAAUAACAACUUAUAACUAACCGUCCCCCCCAAAAUGAUAAUUAUCCAUAACUCAUUAUAAGUGGAGGUUGUUCUUUUGUUUCUAUUCCUAGCUUCUCAGACUCAAAUAAUCAUACAGAACCUAUAUUAAUUACAGCACUCCUUGGCCCAGUGGCUCAGGCUUACAUUUUAAAUUAACCCAUUUUUAUUCUGAGGCAGUGGCUUACUGGGUAAGGUUCUGGCAUAGGGGUCCAUCGGUAGUUACAUGGUAUCUCCCUGACUCCACCUACUCUCUCUCUAUCUCUGUUCAGAUUUGUUUGCUUCUCUCAGUCCAACGUGGUGGAGGCAUCUUCACCACCUGCGAGCCAUGCUUCCUCAACUCCAAGGACACAGCAGGUCUGUGUUGCCAAUAAGCAACUUGUACCACACUGGUCACAAAUCUAAUUUAUUCCAUUUAAGUGCAAGACCUCCCCAAAGACCCAGAGUUCAUUCUUGCUACCAGAAUGAACCAGGAAGUCAUUAACAGAGCUGUGCAGUUUUUGUUGCUAUUGCUGAGUCAGGAAGCUUUCUCUUAAAGAAAUCAUGCUACUGCUUGCUUCUAGCAAACAGAGCCCCAAGAAAUGCUGCUACCAUGAAGCUGUGCUUAACCCUGUUUAUGUGUGUGUGUGUGUCUAGAAUUCCUUCCAAAGGUUUUAUGUGGAUCUAGUUGUCCUAUGUUAGCAUGCCAUUUUGUGUGCAGAGACUGUGCUUUUGUUUCCCAGCUGCUCAGAUCCAAAUAAUCACACAGAAAUGAAAUUAGAAUACUACAUGACUUAUUAGCUUAGGCUUCUUAUUAAGUAACUCUUACAUAUUAAAUUAAUUAUUCUGUGUAUCACCACGAAACUGUGGCCUACUGGGUAAGGUUCUGAUAUCAGGCUCCUUUGGUAUCUACAUGGUGUCUCCCCGACUCUGCCUAGUUUCUGUAUAUCUGUUUGAAUUUUCCACCUGGCUUUUCUCUGCUAAGCCAUUGGCCAAAAUAGCUUUAUUCAUCAAGCAAUAAAAGAAACACAUAUACAGAAGGACAUCCCACAUCAACCCAUUGAAUGACCAAGAAAACACCCACCCUACCUUUUGAGAAUGAGUUUCAUAUUUUAAAUUUAUUUUCUGCUGUCUGGGGGCAAUGGCAUCUUUGGGGGAUUUUGAGAAGGAAAAUUUGGGUUAAUUGUCAAUUCCUGGGAGAAGUAGCUUUAUCAUUUGCUUUCUAGUCUCUCUGUAAUGGGAAAGUGCAAGGAUUGUCCCAAGUCCUAGCAAGAGUAGUUUAUAGGGCUGGAUCAUCUCAGCUAGCACCUUGAAAUUCUCCGGAGCAAUUUGUAUUCCAAAGCCAAGCUUUAGGUGGUGUUUUCAGCAUGGGGGUGUUAUAGUCCUGGUGGAAUUAUCAUUGUAGGAGUCCAUCCUCCUUUUGAAGACUCUAAAGGUGGCUGUUAGGUGUGGUCAUGGUUCACUGUAGAAAACUGAUAUAAACGCAAAGCUGAAAUCAUGUAUAAGAAGGUAGAUGAAAGCUUUUUCUAGAAUGAGUACUCUAAGUGACCAUUAAUAUCAUGACAAGUUUAAUAUGUAUAUAUUAAUCUUAUAAAAUGUAUACCUUAAGAAAAACCAUUGAAGAGUCAAUAUAAAGCCAAAAGAUUAGGAUAUUUCUUGCAAUAAUAUAGUCCUUAAAUGUUUGUUUUUCUGUCCCAUAUCCGGUGACUCUUCUAGCAUGCCAUAGAGAUUUUGGAUUUUACUUUAAUGAGCAUGCUUGUGGUUAGAGAAGGAAAGAGCCACACUCCAGAUCCAAAGCCAGGUUUAGUUUUUAAUUGCAUUGGAACUCCAGAAAGAUCAUUUGCACUAUGUUUCUGCAAAUAAUAGCAGAAACAAACACCUCGGAAGAUUUAUGAAAUUUUAUCCUGUUGGAAAUGUGGUAUACCAAUAGGCCAAUUUUCUUUCUCUCUCUCUCUCUCUCUCUCUCUCUCUCUCUCUCUCUCUCUCUCUCUCUCUGCUUUUUUUUUUUUUUUUUUUUUUGAUUUGUACUUUUUUCUUCAGAUGUCUCAUUUGUUCUCCUGAAAAGAGAAAAAACAAAAUUGUUCCUCAACCCUAAUUUUGGGGAGGUUUUCUUUUGGCAAUUUAUUCCUUUUCUUUUUUCUUUUGAGACAGCUUUUCUCUGUGUAGCUUUAAUGCUUGUCCUGAAACUAACUCUUAUAGGCCAGGCUGGCCUUGAACUCACAGAGAUCCGCCUGCCUCUGCCUCCUGAGUGCUAGGAUUAAAGGUGUGUGCCACCACCACCCAGUAUUAGCAAGUUAUUUCUGAUCAAAUGAAAAACAUUUAUCAGGAAGCUGGAGAGAUGGCUCAGUGGUUUAGAGUACUGACUGCUUCUUCCAGAGGACCCUGGUUCAAUUCCCAGCACCUACAUGGCAGCUCACAACUGUGUAACUCCAGUUUCAGGGAGUCUGACACCUUAAUACCAACACACAUAAAAUAAAGUUAAAUAAAUUAUUUUAAAAAAAAUUUAUCAGUUUUUUAGGUUAGGUUAGAUUAAAUGGUCAUGCUGCUUGAUGAACUAUCAUCUCUUCUAAUUAAGAGGUGCCUUUUGCUCAAAUUGAAUCUUUUAUCAAUUUUGAUGCCAUCCAUAGCUUUUCAUCUUCUAUGGAAACAAAAGCAAAAUCCCUUCCCCAAUAUUACACAUGUCCUGGGACAAGUACUAUAAAUGUAAUUAUUUAACAUGUCUAAGGAAGAGGGUUCUAGCUUUUCCUGUAUUGUGGAUGGUAGGCUUUUAUCUUUUUGCUUUAUGUCUGGUAUCCACUUAUGAAUGAAUACAUACUAUAUUUGUCUUUCUGGGUCUAGUGGGAGAUCACUGACUCUAGACUGACAACUGGGUAGCUGCUAAGGACUGAACUAGGCCCCCUGAAUACAGGUGACAAUGGUGUGACUUGGGCAGUAUAUGGGGCCACUGACAGUGGGCCCAGGAUCUAACUCUAAUGCAUGAACUGAUUUUGUGGGGCCCAAUUUCUAUAGAGAGACACCUUGCUCAGGCUAGGCAUGGCACGGAGGGCCUUAGUCCUGCCUCAACAAGGUGAUGAGACAGACUUAGUUGACUUCCCAGCAGAGGCCUUACUCUCUCUGAGGAGCAGAUGGGAAGGUGGGGGAAGUGAAAAGUCGGAGGAGGGGA
This is a messenger RNA of Alexandromys fortis (reed vole), 8251 nucleotides long. Its product is annotated as zinc finger protein 431-like. NCBI's taxonomy places the organism in Eukaryota, Metazoa, Chordata, Mammalia, Rodentia, Cricetidae. Gene Ontology annotation, cellular component: nucleus. The coding region runs from base 874 to 2454 and encodes 526 amino acids. The record is from RefSeq and is a predicted model, not a curated record. The transcript has 8 exons. Gene Ontology annotation, biological process: regulation of DNA-templated transcription.